AUGAACGUUCGCUCUUCGGAGAGUAUUCAAGAGCACCCUGGAGCGACAACUCCAGCACUGGCUUCGCUGGCGAACGGUAAACAGAAGCCACCAGCUGAUGAAAUGAGCCCUGCUACUGGUGAAAGAAGUUCGCCGAACGUGUUUGUGAGACUUGGCAGAGCUCCAGAAGCGCUGACAAUGUUUGAACGAACAGAUCUUGCUGUGUCAUAA
Messenger RNA from Cooperia oncophora, 210 nucleotides. The record is from the annotation of a GenBank genome assembly. Lineage: Eukaryota; Metazoa; Nematoda; Chromadorea; Rhabditida; Trichostrongylidae.